Tetrahymena thermophila SB210 is the source of this 3342-nucleotide messenger RNA. Its product is annotated as DNA-binding protein smubp-2. NCBI's taxonomy places the organism in Eukaryota, Ciliophora, Oligohymenophorea, Hymenostomatida, Tetrahymenidae. The transcript has 5 exons. Gene Ontology annotation, molecular function: DNA binding; ATP hydrolysis activity; ATP binding. The record is from RefSeq and is a predicted model, not a curated record.
AUGGAUAAAAAUAUAGAAACCAACCAAGUUUAAUUAUUCAACUAAUAGGGAUAAGUAGGCUAGAGGAUGUAUAAAGAUGGAAUGGAAUUUUUAUAAAGAUAAAAAAAGAUGUUAGAAGAUGAACAUGCAGAAGAAAUGAAAGAACAUGAAUUCAUUAUUAAAUAAAGUACUUGCUCUGAUCUAGAAGAAUUAGGUUUGGCAGUAAAUAGAUUGAAAUUAAAGUCAGUAAAAACAGGUCUUUAUGGAAGAACAUUAGUUACAUUUGCACAUCCUCAUUAUUCAAUGGAUAAAAUAAAAGAGUCUCCACAGUUAGCUAAAAUGGUUAAGUUGCCAGAAUCGAAAUUUUAAAGUGGUGAUAAUGUAUCAAUUUAUAAACAAUCGCUAACAUUUGAUGGAAAUCCUUUAGAAAAAGGAGUUAUUUUUAAGAAAAAUGAUUACAAAUUUGUUGUUGCAUUUGACGAAGAAGUAAAUGAAAACUAACUCUCUAAUGAAGUUAUUAGUAUAGUUAUGGAAGUAAACGAAGUAACAUAUAAUAGAUUUCUUAAAUGUUUGUAGAACAUAGAAGAGAAAUACAGCGAUGUAAAUUUCAAAGGAUCCCAAUUAUUAAGAGUAUUGCUUGAUGGAUCAGAUCCAACUAAUCCAAAUCCAAAUAUUAAGCCUGUUCAUAUUUUAAGCAAGCCAAUUGUUGACUUUUAUAAGAAAGAUCUCAAUGAAGAGUAAAAAGAUGCUAUUAACUUUUGUCUCUCUUCAUAAACAAUAGGAUUGAUUCAUGGACCUCCAGGUACAGGAAAAACCAUGACAGUAUGUGAAUUAAUUUAUCAAGCAGUUAAAAUGGGACUUAGGGUGUUAGCUUGUGCUGGAUCAAAUAUUGCUGUUGAUAAUAUGGUAGAAAGAUUAGCUAAAACAGACUUAAAAGUAAUGAGAAUAGGUCACCCUGCAAGAAUGCUUCCAACAAUUUAUGAAUAAUGUUUAGACAACAAACUAAGAAAAACAACUUGCUUUAAAGAAUUAAAAGCUUUAAAGCAAAAUAUUAACAAAUAGCUUUAAAAACUACAAAAGGAUAUAAGCUAUGGUGAAAAGAAAGAAAUCAAAAAAUUGCUUACAGAGUUAAGAAAAGAAAUGAGGGAACAAGAAUAACUUAGUAUAAAAGAAGUAAUCUAAGAUACUCAAGUUGUAUGCUGUACUAACUCUGGUGCAGCAGAUUAUAUCUUUAAGAGAGAUUUUGGUAAAGUAGAAUUUGAUUUGGUUGUAAUUGACGAAUGUGCUUAGGCAUUAGAGCUCUCCUGCUGGAUCCCAAUAUUACUAGGUAAAAGAGUUGUAUUAGCUGGUGAUCACAAAUAACUACCCCCUACAAUAAAAUCAAAAAAUUAAGGAUUAUCUGUUACUCUUUUUGAUAGAGUACUAAAGGAAUUCCAGCCAGAAAAUGUUUCCAGACUCUUGAAGGUAUAGUAUAGAAUGAACUAACAAAUUAUGGAAUGGUCAUCUUAGUAUGUAUAUGGCGGCUAGUUAAAGGCACAUGAGUCAGUAGCCACUCAUUCAAUAGGUGGAGAGAGUAUUUUAUUAUUUAUAGAUACUGCUGGUGCUAAAAUGGGAGAAACAAUAAAUGAAAAUGCUAACGAUAAAAAUAAAUCUAAAUCUAAUUUAGGAGAGGCCGAUUUAGUAAAAAUAAUAUUUGAAGAGCUAAAAUUACAAGGACUGCAAGAAAAAGAAGUAGGUGUCAUAACUCCAUACAAUGCACAAGUUGACUUGAUCAAAAAGCUAUUUGAGAAUAAUAAUAUAAACACAUAACAAGUUGAAGUUUCUACAGUGGAUGGGUUUUAAGGAAGAGAAAAGGAAUGUAUAAUUAUAAGUAUGGUUAGGUCUAAUCCCCUAAAUCAAGUUGGUUUCUUGAGUGAUUAUAGAAGAAUGAAUGUUGCUGUGACCAGGGCUAGAAAGUUUGUUUGCUUGAUAGGUGACAGUGAAACAGUUAGUUCCGAUAAAUUUUUAGAUGAGAUGGUCAAAUACUUUUAAGAACAUGGUGAGGUACGUAGCGCCAUGGAAUACGUAGGAAUGCAAGAUGUGCAUUUUAACUGUGGUUUUAUAGAUGAUAAAGCUAAAAAGGAGAUCAAAGCAGAAGGAAACAAAGCUAACUAAUCGGCUCAAUAGUAGAAACCUAAAUCUGAAGGACAAAAAAAGUAAAAAAAUAAAGAGCAGUCUAAAAAAGAUGAUGAUAAGUAGAAACAAUAAAAUGAAAAUGCUAAAAAGUAACCAGAAACUUCUACAAAAAAACAUGAACACUAAGAGUAAGAACCAAGAAAAAAAUUUUCAGAGGAAGAGCUAAAGAGCUAAUAUACAAGAGAAAUAUCUAUAUUCUUAAUGAGUAGUGCCAAAGAACUAAAAUAUGAUUAAAUUAAUAGCUUUUAGAGGAGAGUUUUACAUGAACUAGCUGAUUCUUUCAAAUUAUACCAUGAAAGCAUCGGAACUUCAGCAAUCAAAGAUUUUGUAAUUCGUAAAAUUGCUAAUUCAGAGGGUACUUAAAAAAAUAAAUUGAACGAUAAUGAUAGUAACUCUGACGACGAUUAAGAGGAAAGUAAAUAAAAUAAAGAGGGUGAGGAACAAAAAUAGGAUACGAAGAAUAAAAAGAAGAAUAAAAAGAAAGAAUAAAAAAGCAAAUUACCCUAAGGUAUUUUAAUCGGUACAAGCGAUUCUUCGAAUCAAAAAGCAAAUAGUAGUACUUAGAACAUAAAUUAAUCAGAUGUUAAGUAACCAGAAAAUACGAAGGUAUCUUUGGGAUUAAGCUCAAAUCCAGUAGUACCUGAAGGAGUACAAGGUGAUUAAAAGAAUCAAUACCAAGAAUAUGUGCUAAAAAAAUAGUAAGAAUAAUAGGAAAAGUUAAAGUAAUAACAGUUACUGUUAGAAUAAUAAAAAUAGCAGUAAUAACAAAAAAAAGCUAAUAAGUAAAAGAACAAGGAUAAAAAAGAGAAGAAAGAUGAUGUUGUUGAUGAGUUAGACGACUUGGCAUUCUUAGAAAAGUUAGCUGAAGAAAAGAAAUACUGCAAAUUUUAGCUAAGCAGUGGGAAGAAGUGUGGUGUGUAUGUUGAAAUGCUCGGCAGUGAUUGUAAGUAUUGUGAUUCAAGGUAUUGUAUAAAGCAUGGCUUACCUGAAGAUCAUGGCUGUGGUGAUAAAGUGAAAAAAGAUGCUAGGGAAGCAUUUUAGAAAUAAUUUAUGAUGUAACAUAGAGGAGAAAAGCCCUUGCGUCAAGAUUAGCUUAACAAUUUACAAAGUAGACUACAAGACAAAAUAAAGUAAAAUAUUGAUAGUAGAAAAAUAAAGUAACCUGAAAAAAAUGAAAAAAAGAAGUGA